This is a messenger RNA of Zophobas morio, 587 nucleotides long. RefSeq names its product PBAN-type neuropeptides-like. The transcript is spliced from 3 exons. The record is from RefSeq and is a predicted model, not a curated record. Bases 1 to 510 code for a protein of 169 amino acids. Lineage: Eukaryota; Metazoa; Arthropoda; Insecta; Coleoptera; Tenebrionidae.
AUGGAACGAGUCGUUGUUGUUAACUGGGUAGUGAUAUGUGUUUUGAUCCUUCUCCUUGAAUACAUUUCUUCAGUGUCUCAAAACGAUUUUCAUCAUCGACAUGUCAACAACCAAGGAAAUACACAUGGAGGACAUAUAAAAGAACCAUACGUGUGGCCCAGCCCCAAACUCGGAAGAAAAAAGCGCAACUCCAGCAGCAACGAUUUUUAUGACAAUCUUCAAAAAGAGGGACUGGCUAUGUUAAUAAUGGACGCCCUUCAAAAUGGACCUUUGUCAAACGGAAACGCCGGCAAACGUCACGUUGUUAAAUUUACGCCACGAUUAGGUAGGGAAUCCGAAGAAGAAAUUGUUAAUGGUAUAAGGCCAGACGAAAAUCAGUGGCCAUCGGAUGAUUCAGCGAUAUCUGCAGAAUAUUUAUAUCAAAGAUCGCCUCCAUUUGCGCCUAGAUUAGGACGACAUCUGCCAUAUUUACCUCGCUUAAGACAAAAUGACAGAAUGCCAUUUUCAUAAAUACGUGUUGUUUAUGUAUAAAAUGCUUAAUGUUCAUUUGAUUUGUAUUUAAGGAAUAAAAGAACAUUCGACUAUUA